Molecule: messenger RNA, 5727 nt
Organism: Metopolophium dirhodum (rose-grain aphid)
Lineage: Eukaryota; Metazoa; Arthropoda; Insecta; Hemiptera; Aphididae
Exons: 12
Coding region: 162-1853 (563 amino acids)
Source: RefSeq, a predicted model, not a curated record
GGCAGAGCUCGGGGUAUAUACCAUGACCAAAGCCGCUGCAAAACAUUGAUGUAGACUACAUAUCGGAGCACACUAUUACUGCCUAUUUAUAGUAGCACUUAUGUAAUCGCCGGUGUCCCGUCGUCGUCGUCAUCGUCGCCGUCGUCGUCGUCGUCGUCAUUAUGCAGCGGUCUUACAACGGCACACGGCCCGGCCAAGACUGUAUUAAGAAUCUGGAAGACUGUAAAGAUAAAAUAUGGAAGAAAUGCAAUGUGUCCAGUUCAGUGGACCAUUCACCACACCCUUCGUGGGAUAAUGUAUGCGUCGAACAACUUGUUUGGACAUUCAAUAUACAUGCAUACGGAUUUGCUUGUCUUUUUUUCAUUUUAUCAUUCUAUGCCGUUUUUUCAAUCUUAAACAUCAGAUCACAAACAGCUAACAAAAAACCAUACAUGGCAGCAAUUAAUGCGUUAUUACUGGCUACAGGUAUUUGUAGGGCGUUUGUGUUAUUUGUCGAUCCAUAUAAUACAAGACGAAACAUUUCAUCCGUUGUCACACAUUUGACAUGGGAUCUUGGCUUAUGCAGCUUAGUGACAGCCCUGUCUUUAUUACAAUUAGCCUAUUUACAACUAACUCAAUUGCAAGCGGGGCCUUCAAAUAUGAGACGUAAAUCAGUCGUAGUGACAGCUACUGUAUUAAUUGUUGGAGUUCUUGUUCCAGCAGAUAUAGUUGCAUCCGUUGAUUACAAAUUAUGGGUUUUAGGUAAUGCUGUGCGUAUUCUUUUGCAUAUUUGGGGUAUUUGGCUUUGCUGUUUCUUCCUUUACUUAGGUGUUAAAGUAAUGACACUUGUUAAGCGCAUGCCAAAGUCGGUCUUACAAAACUUUGAUUCACGACACAAGGGUAUAAUGCAAUUAGGAAUAUUAGCUCCAUACAAUAACUUAGCUACCUCAAUGGCCGCUGCAUUCGUACCAGCACUAUUAGUUCCACAUCAAUCAAAAUCAGAUUCCAAAGAUAGGCCCACUGUCAAGAUAACGGCACCAUCAGAAGUUGCUAAUAGCUUUAAUAGAAUGAAUCGACGAGCUAGUAGUUUCGUGCAAAGACAAAAAAGAUCUGGAUCAAUUAUGUUAAGCCCAACUACACCUUCAAGAAGAUCGAGUGAAGUUCAAAGUAUCAUUCAAAAACGACUGAGUUGUGUGGAAGGAAGUAAGCAAUUUCUGGUAUUAAGUCCUAAUAACAAUGCUAGCGACAGUCCAGAACCAGAAGAAAGUUCAUGGCGUAAGAGUUUCGCCAAAUCAAUAUCAUGGCAAUUCCCAAAAACUGGAGAAUCCGGUAUAACAAAUGAUACUUCCCCAACAACUUCGUCAUCGUUACUCACGCCAUUACAACCACAAAGAAGUUUUAGACUUAAGUCUACCGGUCAAGCUGAUCAGGAAACCAGGCCUACAACCAGACAUUCGAGCAGUUUUUCAGAUUUAAGUUCUGAAAUGACCUUAAGUACGAUAUUAAAUCAUAUUGCAUUUGUAAAUCGAGGAAAUGGAACAGGAGAUGCUAAAAUGGACAACGUUCGAAGACGUACUUCUAAAGUUGCUAUUACUAAAUCAGAAAUCGUUUUAGUGAUAAAAACCGUACAUGUCUGUGCAGGAUUAGCAAUGUUAUUAUGUUUUUUCAACUUUGCUACAGAUAUUAAUUUGAUUGGAGUUUACUCAUACGACAAACCAUGGUGCUGGCUAAUAGUGCAAAGUGUGGUACGAGUUUUGGAAUUAUCGUUGGCGUGCAUGUUAGCCAACCUAACAAAACAACCAGUGAACGUUAUACACCACACUCAAUACACGCAUCCGUUGAGAGCGAAACUUCGAGGGUCAUUUUUCAUUUAGGCCCUAAAAAUCUAAAAUAAAAAGGGUUAAUUUUAUGACCUAAAAAAUAAUACAAUCACUGAGUUAAUCUUAAGUCUGACAGGAGUACUACGCAAAUGAGAUCGGGACCAUUAUUUCAAACGUGCAAUAACACAUUUUACAAUAACACAUUUUACAUUAAUAUACAUAACAGGUACUUAUAAAUUUUAUAAUAUUACCUUUAUGACUUAUUUACUUGAGAUAUUAUUAUUUGAUUUGUUUUCAAUUAUUAUUCACUUGAAUGUUUUUAACAUUAUUUGCGCAGUAUUCCUUAAGAAAUAUGCAAUCGAUCUUAUUUUUAAAUUUUUACCUAACUCACCUUACACAUAUUAUAUAGGUAUCUAUCACCUAUACACACGAAUAUCUUUAUAAAUAAUAAAUAUAUAUUUCAUUAGUGGUGUAGGUAUAUUUUUAGAAAUUAAACUACUUUAUUUUACACUAUACAAUAUUAAGUAUCAGCGAAUGCAUUCGGGAAAGAAAUCUGAGUUACCAAAAAUGUAUUUAUGUUACCUAUUAUAAAUGCGUAUGUUAUACCUAUAAAGCGAGUGUGUGUGAUUCGGAUUCACUAAGCAUAUAUAAUAUUUUGUACCAUGUUCAAUUUUUUUGUAUGCAGUGGCGGAUUUAAGAUUGAAUUUUAUUUAAAUGAUAGGUACCUAGUCGGCAAAAAAUAAGAAGGGCUUUGUGCAAAAGUUAUCCGUGAGUCACUGUACCUACCUUUUACAAAGCCUUUUCGCUGUAAUAACAACCGUUAAAUCAACUACAGCUGGUCGUAUGGAGAAAGAGUUCAAAUAGGUACCAUAUAAUUUAAAGUAGCAUUAACAGUUUCUCGCAAACAUUAUUUAGGCUUGGCAAUAUAUAAUAUAUAAAUAUAUGACAUAAAAAAUACAAAGUAUAAAUAAUUUUUAAGGAAAAAAGUUAAGCAAAACACCUGAAAACCGUCCCCGAUAAAUGACCCACUCUUCAAAACCACCACUGCGUUAAAGUAAAUAAUAUGCUUAAUGAAUUAUUAUUAUACUCUAUACAGAAUAAACUAUAAAAAUAGAUUGGGUAUUAGUAAAGUACGUAUUUAUUACUAUAUAAUAUACAUUAUAAUAUUAUUAUUCUUUUAAAAAUAAUUUAUUGGUUUUUUUUUUGCUUAUGCCUAAACAGGUAUAAUAUAUAAUAUAGGUAUUAGGUUCAUUAUCCUACGCAUAGUAGAAUAAUAAAUUAUAAUAUCAAAUAUUUUAAAAAUGUCAAUUAUAAUUUUUAGGUAGGUAGGUAGUUGUUACCUAUUAUAGAUUAUGAAUAUAGGUGCCUCUACAUUUUAAGACCAUGGAAAAUAGAUAUUUAAAUUAUAAUGACAGAUAAAAUUAUCAGGAUUUACUAUUUGGUACUUACAGCUGUACAGUAACAUGUUUUUUUAGUCAUAUUAUAAGGUAAAUCUACUUACAAUAUAACGAUAGAUGUUAUGUCAAUAAUAUACGUUAUCUUUGCACGUCAUAAAAUAAUGAUAUUAUUCAAAUAACAUCAAAAUAUUUUCUUAAAACGUUCAUCAUAUAGGUAAUCUUCAACACCUAUAAAUUUAUUAUAAUCUAUAUUUCUAUAGGUAAAAAGUAAAUAAAUAUUCCUAAUAACACAGUGACGUACACAGAAAUUUUUGAUUUAGGAGGGGGGUAUUAUAAAAAAAUAUUUAUGUUUUAUAAAAACAUUUUAUAUAUGGAAAUUAUCUCUUUUUUGUAUAGUGAAAAAAAAAGGCAAGGGGGAUUUCAACACAACCCCCCUCCCCCCCUUGUUGUGUAUGCCACUAAAUAGCAUGUAUAAUUUUAUUUACCGAGCAUGAUCACCGUUGUUUUACGCUUUAACAAUGAAUUUAUUCUAAUUAAGAUUUUUAGAAUAUUGAAGUACUUUUACAUAGGAAACAUAUUUUGAAAUACUUUUUAUAUAAUUUAAGGAGUGACCUGUAAUGGCUUAAACUUCUUUUUUUGCAAAUAAAAGCCAACCCAUUCCUCUGUCAACUGCUAAGGUAGAAUAUUUUUUUGAAAAAUAAUUUAGAUGUAUAUAUAAAUCAAAAUUUGAACGAAUUCUGAGUUAUUAAAAUAUAUUAUUUACUAAGGAUAGUAGACUUAAGAGGACUUAGUAGGUCUCCUGUUGAUGAAAAAAAAUGACUUUUAGACCAAAAAAGCCAGACAAAACUGGAGGAAAUUCCUUUUGGAGGAAUUUAAUUUUGAAAAAGGAUUAUGAUUGAUUAAAAAGUUUACUAGGUUUGACCAGAGGCGAUUUUUAACACUCCAAUUAUUGUUACUUGUUAGUGUCAUAAUGAAUAAUAUAAAUACAAAAAUUUGGUAAUCAAUGAAAAUCAGUUUUAAAAAUUGAAAUCCGUCAAAUCAAAUUCCUACGGGUUUGUCUAGCUUUUUGAUUUUGGUAUAAACCCCACUUUUUUAAAUUUAAAAAUAUUAUUGACAAUGCCUGCGCGUACGUAAGUAAAUUGACGGCAAAUAUAAAUAACGACCAACCUACCGAGCUACCUACUGUUAUAGUUUAGGACAUUUCUAGAAAAUAUUGACCGAAAACUAUUAUAGAUUAAACUCACACAUACUAAUGUCCGUUUAAUAUGCACACACUUACAAGUCACUUUAAUGUCAUCAUGUUAAAUUGCCUAUAUUAAUUUCCUUAAAACACGACUGAACCCCUUAAAAAAUAUUUUACAAAAGUAUGUAAUAGAAUGUGUGUUAAUUCGCGGGUUUGGAUCCAAAAUGUUCUAUGUGUAAAUUUAAAAUUUUUCAGAAAAGCCAAUUUAAAUGUAUUUAAAUAUUUUUCAGCUUAUAAUUAUUUGAUUUGGACGCAUAAGUUAUCAAAACCUUUUAAAUUAAAUCAGAAUUUGUAUUAUUUCGACAGUUAAUUGAGAAGAAAUUUUGAAAUCAAAAAAUAAUAAAAUAUUUAUAUAGAACCUUUUGGAUCCAAACCCGUGAAUUGAUAAUUAAUCUAGAAUAAUAUACUAGAUAUCUCAUAUAUACUAGGCUACCUACCAACUUAUUACCCAAAUUAUAAAAUGAUAAUAGAUUUUUAUUAUUUACCUACUAUCAUUUUCAAAUCAUCAUAACCCCCAUAAUAUAAUCGGCCAUCCCUAACUAUUAUCAUAACCAAUACCCACAACCUACACAAAGUUAAAAGUUUACGUUCAAAUUUCGAUGUACAUACAUCAACAUUUAAACAAAAAGUUAUCUAUUUAAAAACGAACAGGAAAAUAGCGAUUCUUAUUUGACCAAAAUAAAGUUCACAGAAUAGGUAUCCUUAAAUGGUUACCUACUCCUUAAAUGGUAUAAAAAAAUCAAAGUACCUAUUUGAAAAUAUUUUCCUCAAGACUCAAGAAUAGAUAUUUAAAAAUUACGAAAUGAGAAUUUAAUAAAUAAUUUACUUAUAAAAAGAAAAAAUGAGGUGAGCAUGCUUGGUAAAACACUCUGUUAUAUAUUAUAUACACCUAUACAUAUAUAUUAUAAUAUAUAUCAAGUUACACUAGCUAAAAAGUAGAUAGAUUUUUUCAUUUUAAGAGGACAUGAUGCCCUCAUGUAAUUGUCUUUGUCUUACAAAUGAACAAAUGUAUAACUUGGUAAAUUUGCAUUCAGCAGAACCCACUUGUGUUUUAAUAUUGUUGUAAAUUGGAAUAUUAUACAAUUUAAUGCUAAGAGCAUUAUCUCUGUUCUCAAGUUAUUUAUUUUUGAUGUUUUAAACAAUUUUAAAUCAAAUUAUAAGUAGUUACGACCUACAUAAACUUAAAUUUAAUUUAAAAAUGCUAUAAAAUUAAAACAACAAAAAAUACCAAUGAGAAAAGAGUGGACGGAAAAAAUAUUCUUACCUUUACAUUUGAUAAUAUUAAAAC